Messenger RNA from Impatiens glandulifera, 892 nucleotides. RefSeq lists its product as uncharacterized. NCBI's taxonomy places the organism in Eukaryota, Viridiplantae, Streptophyta, Magnoliopsida, Ericales, Balsaminaceae. The coding region runs from base 512 to 877 and encodes 121 amino acids. Gene Ontology annotation, molecular function: protein binding. The record is from RefSeq and is a predicted model, not a curated record. The transcript has 10 exons.
UUGAGCACCAAUUCCCAACCAAAAUCAUGUUGACGACGGCGCCAACAAACACGUACAGUUUCAAUCAUACAGUGAGCUUGGAUUUGCGGCUGCUUAUGUGCCAUUCGUUUAGUAAGCAGCUCCUUGUUCGUGGGCGUCAUCAACAUCUUCUUGUACCAUCUCCCCGCCCUAACAUUUCCCUAUUUCAAGUCUACUGCACUAACUCAAAGCCGACGCGCGGUUUCGGUCCUUCGCCUACCACAGACAAGGCCUACAACAAAAAGAAAGACAAAUUUACAUCCUCAACACCCAAGGUGGAGAAGGAUGUCGCUUUAGGCAAAAGGAAUCCCGCUAAUAAACAAUCCAGUUCUGUAACAGGUGAGGCACCUGGUUUAAGUUUCAGAACAGUGGAAGUUUGAGUAACUCUGAGAUUCAGUUUGAAGAGAAGCUGGAAGCAGUUAAAAGGGCUGCAAUUGAGAAGAAAAGGAAUGAGGGAAGCAAAGAAUUUGGAGCAAUUGAUUAUGAUGCAACCAUGGAACCAAAGUCAAAAACUGGUACAAUUGGACUUGGCACCAAAAUUGGAGUAGGUGUUGCAGUUGUAGUCUUUGGGUUGGUUUUUGCCCUUGGAGAUUUUCUUCCUUCUGGCAGUAAUGACCCCGGUGAAGAGGCCCCUGUUUUGGGCAGUAAAUUAACCGAACAAGAGAAAACAAGUUUAGAGAAUAGGCUCCAGAAAUAUGAGGCAACACUUAAUGCAUAUCCACAAGAUCUAGAGGCUCUUGAGGGAUCAGCUGUAACCUUGGCAGAAUUAGGAGAAUAUACACGGGCUGCUGCUUUACUGGAGGAUCUUUGUGAGAAGAAAUCAAAUGAUCCUGAGAUUAUCGCUUGCUUGGAGAAGUGAAGUAUGCAUUGAAAG